Molecule: messenger RNA, 1614 nt
Organism: Brassica oleracea var. oleracea
Lineage: Eukaryota; Viridiplantae; Streptophyta; Magnoliopsida; Brassicales; Brassicaceae
Product: probable receptor-like protein kinase At5g47070
Exons: 4
Coding region: 244-1473 (409 amino acids)
Biological process (GO): protein phosphorylation
Molecular function (GO): protein kinase activity; ATP binding
Source: RefSeq, a predicted model, not a curated record
AACUUUGACUUUUUGUUUACUCUGAGUCGCCGUCGUCGUAGACUCGUAGUCUUCUUCUUCUUCUAGCUUUUAGUCCUAAAUUUAUUUAUUUAUUUUUUUCAGCUCCCGGAUCCAAUUUUGCUACUUCGCUUCUUCGUUUCUCUAUUCAAUUUGUUCAACUUCUGAACAAAGAUUUUGUUUGUGAUCCUACACAAAGAUCUCAAAGUGGAGAAGCCACGUGGGUGUUUUAAUCUCUUUGAGAGAAUGAAGUGUUUCUUAUUCCCUCUUGGGGACAAAAAAGAAGAACAGAGGAGUCCUAAACCGGUUUCACCCCUCUCUGACCGUACCAAAACCGGUUCAGAUGGCUCUGGAACCAGCACGGUAUCAUCAUCCAACCCAACCUUGCCAACUAGAGAAAAUAGCCUCAGAGAGUUCACAGUUGCUGAUCUCAAAUUCGUUACAAGGAACUUCAGCCGCUCUGUUAUGAUAGGCGAAGGCGGUUUCGGCUGUGUCUACUGGGGCACCAUCAGGAGCCUACAAGACCCUUCAAAGAAGAUCGAAGUCGCUGUUAAGCAGCUUGGCAAGAGAGGCUUACAGGGUCAUAAAGAAUGGGUGACGGAAGUGAACUUUUUAGGUGUAGUUGAGCAUCAAAACUUGGUGAAACUGUUGGGUCAUUGUGCAGAAGACAAUGACCGUGGGAUUCAAAGGCUUUUGGUUUAUGAGUAUAUGCCAAACCAAAGCGUUGAGUUCCAUUUAGCUCCAAGUUCACCGACUGUGCUCACUUGGGACCUCAGGUUGAGAAUAGCUCAAGACGCAGCUCGGGGUUUAACUUACCUCCAUGAAGAAAUGGACUUUCAAAUAAUAUUUAGAGAUUUCAAGUCAUCCAACAUUUUACUAGACGAGGAUUGGAAAGCAAAGCUUUCAGAUUUCGGUUUGGCUCGGUUAGGUCCUGCACCAGGAUCAACUCAUGUUUCUACUGGUGUAGUAGGAACAAUGGGCUACGCAGCACCAGAAUAUAUCCAAACAGGUCGGCUCACGUCUAAAAGUGACGUGUGGGGUUAUGGAGUUUUCAUGUAUGAGCUCAUUACAGGAAGGAGACCUCUAGACAAGAACAUGCCUAAAGGAGAGCAAAAGCUUUUAGAAUGGGUGAGACCUUACUUAACCGACACUAAGAGAUUUAGGCUCAUUAUAGACCCGAGGCUUGAAGGCAAAUACUCGAUUAAAUACGUCCAGAAACUAGCGGUUGUAGCCAACCUUUGCCUUACCAGGAACUCAAAGGCACGUCCAAAGAUGAGUGAGGUGUUGGAGAUGGUGACAAAGAUUGUUGAAGAUUCUUCGUCUAGGAAUUGUGGCAAGAAGAGGCAGCUGGUUCCGUUGAGGAGUCUAGGAGCUUCUAGAGCUGAGGAAGAGAAGCAGAAGAAUGUGGUUCUUGAUGGUGGCGAAGGAGGUUGGUUAGAUAAACUAUGGAACCCAAAGAAUGUGAGAGCUUGUUGAUUGGGGUAAAGUUUAAUACAACUUUAGUACAUUGUAGCCUUUGCUUAUUUAUGUAAUUCAACAAAUUCAAAUGUUUUCUGUUUUGCUAAUUUAAUAUUUGUAACCAACAAUUACACGAUUGAUAACCAACAGUUAUUUGUU